GCCUGCAGAGAUGAGGCACGUGCGCAACCCUUCUAUAAAGGGCAGUGGCUCAUCCACUCUGAUCUCUGCGCUCCCCUUUCAUAAGCCAGUUGCAUAUAAGCUAGUUAUUCUUCGUUGUGCUGCACCCACAGUCCGCCAAGUAACAGUCAGUACUUUUCGCUGUCUCGCUCCAAAGAUGGAUACAAAUGCAGAUGGCUAUCUAGUAGCCUCCUUUCUCAGACCGGGGAGUAUGCUUCGACAAAUAGCAGAAGUACGGGACAUCAGGGAUGAUUGGACGGGAGUGACAAGCACGGCAGAGAGGAAAAAGCGCCAGAACCGUCUCAAUCAGAGGGCACAUCGAAGAAGGCAGCACGCCCAGCAGAGACAUGCUCUUGUCACUCCAAGUGAGUCCGCGGCGCGCGGCCAUCAACUUCCACUAGACCAGCAGCAAGACAGCAGGGACAGCGAGAAUAAGCUUGCCGCCAAAGAUGAAAGCAACCUGGGUAAGGGCUAUCUCCUCCUAGCUUCACCCCAUCAACGUGCUUGGAUCCGCGCCUUUAUGCGGAAAACCUAUGAGCAUUACAGCCUGAACUCGCCACAACCGACACAAUUACCAAUGCUGAUCCGGUUAAAUGUCCUCAACGCCCUGUCACACAAUGCUACCCUACUCGGCAUUCCGGUCGAAGGGCUAUGUCGCGAUGAGUUUAUAUCGCCCUUCAGCGAACAAGGCCCGUGUUCCUCAGACGCAAUCCCGCCAUCACCAUCCUGUGCCGCAAAUCUUCUCCCCACAGUCUUACAGAAGACAGUCAAACAUCAUCCUUGGAUUGACCUCUUUCCCAUUCCGCGGAUGCGGGACAAUAUUCUCAGCGCGAUUGUUGCCGGUGUCUUUGAUGAAGAUGAGCUGUGUGGUGAUCUCCUUAGCGUAGAAGAUGACGGUCAAGGUGAGAAGCCGGCUCUUAUUGUCUGGGGGGAACCGUGGGAUCCCCGGAGCUGGGAGGCCAGUGAUGCCUUCUUGAUAAAGUGGGGUUGGCUAAUCGAGGGAUGUCCCGAGAUUCUCGAGGCAACCAACUUCUGGCGCCAGAGGAGGAGAGAGAAGAAGUUUAUCUUUAAAAUGUUCCGGUAAUAUACCAGUGGCGGAUCCGACGGGGGUUUGGGGGUUCUUCGGGGGCGAUUGUUUUUCAGAUUCGGUUUAGGUCUUACAGGAGAUAAACUUAUGUUUGUUCCUUCUUACUCCUGCUGCUUAUACCCUUAUAUCCUACUGUUUACAAGGCGUAGUAUGGGCAGAUUGGGAGUGUAAGCGUGCGAAGGGGAUAAGAAGGUUAGAUUCUGCCAAGUGCUGCUUACUACGGGCGCCAAUAUACAGCAGC
Messenger RNA from Paecilomyces variotii, 1346 nucleotides. RefSeq lists its product as hypothetical. Lineage: Eukaryota; Fungi; Ascomycota; Eurotiomycetes; Eurotiales; Thermoascaceae. Bases 11 to 1102 code for a protein of 363 amino acids. The transcript has 2 exons. The record is from RefSeq and is a predicted model, not a curated record.